Messenger RNA from Phyllopteryx taeniolatus (common seadragon), 2227 nucleotides. RefSeq names its product microfibrillar-associated protein 3-like. Bases 169 to 969 code for a protein of 266 amino acids. NCBI's taxonomy places the organism in Eukaryota, Metazoa, Chordata, Actinopteri, Syngnathiformes, Syngnathidae. The transcript has 3 exons. The record is from RefSeq and is a predicted model, not a curated record.
ACUCAGGUUGUUUUUUUUAAACUUCUAAUGCUGGAUUGACGUCAACAAGAGGAUUAAUGGGUGAAAUACCGAGUCAUUUUAUACAUUUACAUAAUUAUUAAGCCUUUAAAAUUGGAAAUCGUUUGUGUCGGUUGAGGAUUUUGAUGAUAAGGUUUGGCUCUCGUCGACAUGCUAACGGCUAAAACCAUCCCCGUGCUACUGCUCCUCUGUGUGCACGCGGUAGAUGGCGCAGAGAAACGCUCGGAUACGCAGACCGUGUCCGGCAGUGUCGUGCUGAAGGAGGGAACCGAUGCACUGAUCGAGUGCAACGUGACGGGGGUCCCCAGUGAUGUCAGGUGGUACGGUCCUGGUGGACAUCUGCUGGUCGAGGUCCCAGGUGGUAAGUGGCUUAUCGAGGAGACGGGGGAACUCAACAUCACGGCCGUCUCCUUCGAGGACCGCGGCGGCUACACGUGUGUGACGGAGGGUGGCAACUACAGUGUGACCAUCCGCGUGGCCUACACCCACAGCGGUCUGGGCGUGUACUACGUGGGCGUGUGCUUGGCCGCCUUCUCCAUGACCAUGGUCCUCAACAUGGCGCUGCUGGGCAUGGUCCGAAGCCACCUGAAGAAGACGGAGCGGGCCAUCAACGACUUCUUCCGCACUGAGGGCGCCGAGAAGCUCCAGAAGGCCCUGGAGAUCGCCCGCCACAUCCCCAUCAUCACGUCGGCCAAGACGCUGGAGCUGGCUAAGGUCACGCAGUACAAGACCAAAGAGUUUGCGCGGCACAUGGAGGAGCUGGCCCGCAGCGUCCCGUUGCCACCGCUCUUACUCAACUGCCGCGCCGGCGGCGAGGAGGCGGGUGGCGGCGAGCCUGCAGAGAGUGGGAGGGAGGUACGUGACGACGGGGCGGCCGCAGCGGGGUUGAUGGCGGGGGGUGAGCGAGCAAGCGAGGAAGACCACGCGGAUGUGUCGGUUCACUCGGCGUGAAGAGGAGGAGGCUCUCGUCAACGAACUUUGAUUAACAAGCAUACAGUCGUGCCUUGAAAUGAAUAGAAAUGCAAUUAAUACAUUCCAGCGCAACCAAAAAAAAAACACUCACAACGAUAAGAAAAGUUGCACUUUUCGGUCAUUUUCCUGAUCAAAACAUACGGUAAUAAAAUGGCUAGAUUGAAUGUAAAGAAUUAAAGAGUUUGUGCAUCAUGGUAAUUCAAUGGGCAUUGUGCCGCUCCUUCUGGUGUGCACGCCUUGGCCAUGGGGGCAAAUUCAACCUCAAUUCCAAUGAAGUUGGGACGUUGUGUUAAACAUAAAUAAAAACAGACUACAAUGAUUUGCAAAUCAUGUUCAACCUAUAUUUAAUUGAAUACUCUACAAAGACAAGAUAUUUUAAUGUCCAAACUGAUCAACUUGAUUGUUUUUAGCAAAUAAUCAAUAACAUAGAACUUUUUGGCUGCAACACGUUCCAUAAAAGACCUGUAUCCCAUUGAAAAUGGGUGGCGCAUUAUGAAGCGUAAAAUGCGACAACGGAGACUGCGGACUGUUGGACAGCUGAAGCUGUACAUCAAGCAAGAAUGGGAAAGAAUUCCACCUACAAAGCUUCAACAAUGAGUGUCCUCCGUUCCCAAACGUUUAUUGAAUGUUGUUCAAAGAAAAGGUGAUGUAGCACAGCGGUAAACAUGACCCUGUCCCAUCUUUUUUGGAACGUGUUGCAGCCAUACAAUUCCAGGUUAAUGAUUAUUUGCUAAAAAAAACAAUUUGCAUUGAUUUGGAUUGUAUUCUGUUUUUAUUUAUGUUUAACACGUGCCAACUUCAUUGGAAUUGGGGUUGUAUGAUACUUGUGUUCAAAUUUAAGUUGAAAGGUUUAUAAUUACCUUGACAUCGGAGCUAGUUUCGUUAGCCCGCUUAUGGUGUUUUGUAUUGUGUGAUAGCAUCAAGCUAGCGGACCUACGUAAGUCAACGGUAAUGUGGUUUGAAUAAAUACACAGUUUGUAAUUGUCUUUGCUUUGUGUUCAGUUUUACAGGAAACUUGCACCAGGAGUGACAAAAAAAUGGCUCAAAGCCUCUUUUUUUUUUGAAGACGUGUUCACUACCUGUCAAACUGCUGUAUGUUGUGAAGUUCGCUGCUUCGAGCAAGAGCGCGUAACUCCAAAAGAUUGGGAGUUUUUCCUUAUAAAUAUACAACUUGUAGAGGGGAAAAAAUACUUCCUUAAAAAGUAAAUAAAAAAAUAAAAUGAAAAUAAAAAAGCUC